Molecule: messenger RNA, 708 nt
Organism: Dioszegia hungarica
Lineage: Eukaryota; Fungi; Basidiomycota; Tremellomycetes; Tremellales; Bulleribasidiaceae
Product: putative mitochondrion protein
Exons: 4
Coding region: 1-708 (235 amino acids)
Cellular component (GO): mitochondrion
Source: RefSeq, a predicted model, not a curated record
AUGUCCCUCCACAGCAUCCUCUCGCAGCCCAGCACAAGUCGUACGGGUGCACUCCUCGCUCGCCGCCUCGCACAUCCUCGCCUCCCUACUUUCGCCCCUGCUCUCGCCGCCUCGCGUCCCUUCUCGUCGACAAGACGUACCGAGACGUCACAUUUCGACACGCACCUUUUCGUUCAGCGGCUGGAGAAGCAGGGGUUGAAUCGGACCCAGGCGGAAGGGGUAAUGACGGUCUUAGCGGAGGUGGUGGAUGAGAGUAUCAAGGGGAUGGAGGCUGCGCUCGUUAGCAAGGCAGAGCAGGAGAAGGAACGCUACACCCAGAAAGUCGACUUCGCAGCCCUCAAAGCCGAACUUCAACUACACGAAAAGAACGAUCUCACCCUAAUGAAGGCGGAGAAUGAUCGUCUCCUCGCCGAUGUCGAGAAGCUCAAACAGCGGCUCCGCGAGGAGGUAACGCGGACACAAGCGGGCGUGAGGCUGGAUCUGAACUUGGAGAAGGGGAGGAUAAGGGACGAGAGCAGCCAGCAAGAGCUCAAGAUCAAGGAGGUGGAUACGCGGAUCGAGAGUGAGAUUGCGGGGCUCAGGACGCAGAUUGAGCAGGCCAAAUUCAGUAUCCUGCAGUACCUGGUCGGUGUGGCGACGGGUAGCGGGGCAUUGUUGCUUGCAGAUGAUGCAUGUGUGGGGAGCUGGAGUCGGACGAGGUUCUUCUGA